GGAGUAACAUGGCCGCUGCCCCUUGAGCACCGCAGGCGCCGGGCGGGAGUGUGUGCGCGAGCCGUUAGGCGGCGGGGACAGGUGCGCGGGGGCGGGGGGCCGGGCCCGGGUUCGGAGGCGGCGCGCGGGGGCGGAGGGAGCAGGCAGGCGGGGAACGUGGUGGUCCAUGAGCCGGCGCCGCUGGCAGCGCCGAGCCGCCGACCUCCCUGGCCCCGGCGCUCCCGGCUUCGCCGCGGGCUGAGGAGUCGCGGGGCUCCGGGGAGCGCCCCGCGCGCUGCCACCAUGAACCCCGAGAAGGACUUCGCGCCGCUCACGCCCAACAUCGUGCGCGCCCUCAAUGACAAGCUCUACGAGAAGCGGAAGGUGGCCGCGCUGGAGAUCGAAAAGCUGGUCCGGGAGUUCGUGGCCCAGAACAACGCAGUGCAGAUCCAGCACGUGAUCCAGACGCUGUCGCAGGAGUUCGCGCUGUCCCAGCACCCGCACAGCCGCAAGGGCGGCCUCAUCGGCCUGGCCGCCUGCUCCAUCGCGCUGGGCAAGGACUCGGAGCUGUACCUGAGGGAGCUGGUGGAGCCAGUGCUGACAUGCCUGGGCGACUCAGACAGCCGCCUGCGCUACUACGCCUGCGAGGCACUCUACAACAUUGUCAAGGUGGCGCGUGGCGCCGUGCUACCGCACUUCAACGUGCUCUUCGACGGGCUCAGCAAGCUGGCCGCUGACCCAGACCCCAAUGUGAAGAGCGGAUCGGAGCUUCUGGACCGGCUGCUGAAGGACAUCGUGACAGAGAGCAGCAAGUUUGACCUGGUGGGCUUCAUCCCCCUGCUGCGGGAGAGGGUCUACUCCAACAACCAGUACGCGCGGCAGUUCAUCAUCUCCUGGAUCCAGGUGCUGGAGUCCGUGCCGGACAUCAACCUACUGGACUACCUGCCCGAGAUCCUGGAUGGACUCUUCCAGAUCCUGGGCGACAACGGCAAAGAGAUCCGAAAAAUGUGUGAAGUGGUGCUGGGGGAGCUUCUGAAGGAGAUCAAGAAGAACCCCUCCAGCGUCAAGUUCGCUGAGAUGGCCAACAUCCUGGUCAUCCACUGCCAGACCACGGAUGACCUGAUCCAGCUGACGGCCAUGUGUUGGAUGCGCGAGUUCAUCCAGCUGGCCGGCCGCGCCAUGCUCCCCUACUCCUCGGGGGUCCUCACUGCCGUGCUGCCCUGCCUGGCCUACGACGACCGCAAGAAAAGUAUCAAAGAAGCAGCCAACGUGUGCAACCAGAGCCUCAUGAAGCUGGUCACCCCCGAGGACGAUGAGCCCGAUGAGCCCAGGCUGGGGGCGCUGAAGCAGGCGGAAGCCAACCCCGACGACACCCCUGCCAAGCCCGGGGGCCCAGCCAGUGGAGCCCCCGACGGAGCCUGCGAGCCCAGCUUCAAUAGCGACUUCAGUGUCUUCACCCCGACAAGCUCUGACCGGGCCCCUGGCGCGCUCCACCUGGAUGGGAUCGUGCAGGUGCUCAACUGCCACCUGAGUGACACGGCCAUUGGCAUGAUGACCCGGAUCGCCGUGCUCAAGUGGCUGUACCACCUCUACAUCAGGACACCCCGGAAGAUGUUCCGGCACACAGACAGCCUCUUCCCCACCCUGCUGCACACGCUGUCAGACGAGUCAGACGAGGUGAUCCUGAAGGAUCUGGAGGUGCUGGCAGAAAUCGCGUCCUCCCCUGCUGGCCAGACGGAUGACCCAGGUCCCCUGGACGGCCCUGACCUGCGAGUCGGCCACUCGGAGCUCCAGGUGCCCACAGCCAGCAGGGCCAGCCUGUUGCCACCCGGUUCCAAAGGCCUAGAAUCUUCUCCUUCCACGCCCACCAUGAACUCCUACUUCUACAAGUUCAUGAUCAACCUUCUCAAGAGGUUCAGCAGCGAGCGGAAGCUCCUGGAGGCGAGAGGCGCUUUCAUCAUCAGGCAACUGUGCCUGCUGCUGAACGCCGAGAACAUCUUCCACUCCAUGGCCGACAUCCUGCUGCGGGAGGAGGACCUGCGCUUCGCAGCCAGCAUGGUGCACACGCUCAACACCAUCCUGCUCACCUCCACCGAGCUCUUCCAACUGCGCCACCAGCUCAAGGACCUGAGGACCCCGGAGAGCCGGAGUCUGUUCUGCUGCCUGUACCGCUCCUGGUGCCACAACCCUGUCACCACCGUCUCUCUGUGCUUCCUCACCCAGAACUACCGGCACGCCUACGACCUCAUCCAGAAGUUCGGGGACCUGGAAGUGACCGUGGACUUCCUCACGGAAGUGGACAAGCUGGUGCAGCUCCUGGAGUGCCCCAUCUUCACGUACCUGCGCCUCCAGCUGCUGGACGUGAAGAACAACCCGUACCUGAUCAAGGCGCUAUACGGGCUGCUCAUGCUCCUGCCCCAGAGCAGCGCCUUCCAGCUGCUGUCCCGCCGGCUGCAGUGCGUGCCCAACCCCGAGCUGCUGCAGCCCGAGGACGGCCCGACGGCAGCCCCCGGGUCCCAGAAGGGCGAGUCCCCGAACAUUGACUACGCGGAGCUGCUGCGCCACUUCGACAAGGUCCAGAAGCAGCACCUGGAAGUGCGGCACCAGCGGAGCGGCCGCGGGGACCACCUGGACCGCCGCGUGGUCCUCUGAGGGGUGCGGGGACACCAUGCGCCCACGCAGUGGUCCCGAAGCACUCAGGGCUCCCCACACCGCCUCCAGAGCAGCGGGCCUGGGGCUGCUCAGCCUCACCACCGCCCUGCCAGCUGCGCCCUGACAUCUGGACGAAGCUGGCUUCCCCCCAGGGCAGGCCACAGCCUGGGCCGCCCCACCCUCUGGUCUCGCCUCGCCUCCCAAGACCC
Messenger RNA from Sorex fumeus (smoky shrew), 2840 nucleotides. It is a transcript of the gene VAC14, whose product is annotated as VAC14 component of PIKFYVE complex. Gene Ontology annotation, cellular component: PAS complex; endosome membrane. NCBI's taxonomy places the organism in Eukaryota, Metazoa, Chordata, Mammalia, Eulipotyphla, Soricidae. The coding region runs from base 283 to 2631 and encodes 782 amino acids. The record is from RefSeq and is a predicted model, not a curated record. Gene Ontology annotation, biological process: phosphatidylinositol biosynthetic process; positive regulation of kinase activity. The transcript is spliced from 19 exons.